Paramormyrops kingsleyae is the source of this 1964-nucleotide messenger RNA. Its product is annotated as LHFPL tetraspan subfamily member 4 protein-like. Gene Ontology annotation, cellular component: plasma membrane; inhibitory synapse; postsynaptic membrane. NCBI's taxonomy places the organism in Eukaryota, Metazoa, Chordata, Actinopteri, Osteoglossiformes, Mormyridae. Gene Ontology annotation, molecular function: GABA receptor binding. Gene Ontology annotation, biological process: sensory perception of sound; gamma-aminobutyric acid receptor clustering. The record is from RefSeq and is a predicted model, not a curated record.
CUCUGCGUGAGCGCGCAGGAGAGAGACACGAGCGAGGGAAAGGGAAGAAACAUAAUUAUGGAGUCUCGGCAGCAUCAUAUACAGAGGUCACAUUUAACAUUAUUUUAAUUAAUCAAGUGUUUUUUUCGCUAUCAGAAAAAAAAAUAAAAAAUCAGAUCACAGCGGUUCUUCAUCGAGCCCGACGCCGAUGUCCUUGCCGCGAGUUAAGCUGCAUCUCAGCCUGAAAGUGGAUCGUUCAUCAGCGGCAUCCAGAAACAGUAUCUUCGUCUUUGGCGUUAUUUCGGAUGGAAAGCAAAAGGGACAGCUGUCGUUUACAGGUACACGGGGUUCUGCUGACCGUGUCUUGACCACUUGACUGUGAAACAUUACUACUAUAGUUGUACCUUUUUGUACUCACUGUUAUUUGAAGCAUCUGGCGCUUUCUUGCCUCUUUUAAAUGGGGAAAGGGAAUCCUUAUAGUAUUUUUCCAAUCAGUAUUAAUUCGCUUGACUGUGUUUAUAAUAUACAUUAAUUGACUGUGUCGAUUAAUAAAUGCGUGUAGUUUGAUAUUUAUUAACUAAUUUUUAGUUAUAGGGAAUAACAUAUGCGGGUGGUUGUGCUAUCAAUUUUUGCUAGGUCUGAAAAAAAAUCCACAUAGCACUACAGUAAUAAAAGCAAGAGGACAGUUUUGUUUAAUUUUAGAACAGUUUACAGGUUAAUAGCUCGAUCAACUAAACGAAGGCUUGUUUGAAGAGGCCGAUAGCGAGAAACAAAGACGGGAGGAUAUUGGGAAAAUGUUGCCUUCGCAAGAAGCCUCCAAGAUUUACCAUGAAAACUACAUGCGAAACUCCCGUGCAAUUGGGGUACUUUGGGCGAUAUUCACCAUCUGCUUCGCCAUCAUCAACGUGGUGGUUUUCAUUCAGCCCUACUGGAUCGGGGACAGCUUGAACACGCCGCAAGCGGGCUACUUCGGUUUAUUCCACUACUGCGUGGGAAACGGCGUCCCCAGCAGGGAGCUCUCCUGCCAGGGCACCUUCGCCGACUUCAGCUCCAUACCCUCGGGCGCUUUCAAAGCGGCCUCCUUUUUCGUUCUGCUGUCCAUGGUUCUGAUCUUGGGCUGCAUCGCCUGUUUCGCUCUCUUCUUCUUCUGCAACACCGCCACUGUCUACAAGACCUGUGCCUGGAUGCAGCUGUUGUGUGCUGUGUGUCUGGUCCUGGGCUGUAUGAUUUUUCCGGAUGGCUGGGAUGCAGAGGUGGUCCGCGACAUGUGUGGAGAGGAGACGGGGAAGUACACCCUGGGAAGAUGCUCCGUGCGCUGGGCCUACAUCCUGGCCAUCAUUGGCAUCUUGGACGCCCUCAUCCUCUCCUUCCUGGCCUUUGUACUGGGCAACAGGCAGAACGACCUGCUCCUAGAUGAAGUCAGGACUGACAACAAAGAUUGAAAUCCAGGACAGCAAAGACCCAAGGUUGGGAGGCCUCCUCUCUCAAACACGGCUCCUCUCUUCCUUUGGCCCCUCCCUCCACUCUUCAGGCUCCGCCCCAGUCUCAUCUUGGAGGCUUACAAACAGCCAUUUGUAAUAUAGAACUUGGAGUAAGUAUUUUAAGAUAAGGCAAGAACAGUCAGCCUAAUUGUUUCUGCUUGGAGAAAAACAGAAAAGCGACAUACAGCAGCAACUUUCUCUGACUACAACGAAAGUGGUGGUGACAACGGUGAUUGCAAUGACAACUUUGAAACACGUUACACUCUCCUGCAGCCGUGACGUUCUGUGGUAUGUAUUUCUUUAUGUUUUUGAUUUCAUUUGGAGAUACGGUCAUUUCCAAUAUUCAAAAAUAAGAAGAGAAGAGGAAUCCUAUGAGGUAAUCAGUUGCCGUCACACGUCACAGACGCCUGGGUGCUACCUAAGAGACUUUCAGCAACCACUUCAUUUUCUACAACAGAAGGUGGAGUUUUGGACACUUUAAAAAUGAGAGACAUUUCCCAAUAG